Molecule: messenger RNA, 1053 nt
Organism: Symbiodinium pilosum
Lineage: Eukaryota; Dinophyceae; Suessiales; Symbiodiniaceae
Source: the annotation of a GenBank genome assembly
CUUUUACUGUACAGACCAAAACCUAUCCUGGCCAUUGAGUGGCCACUUCAAUUCGAGGUGCUGAUGUUUGGGGGUGGUUUUUUCGGAGGUGGCGGUGAGGGACGCGGCCCAGCCGGCUUCUUCGGUCAGAAUGCCAGAGGCAACUUCAAAGCGGAGUAUGACGUGUAUCCUGUAAGUUUCCUGGGCAAAGAAGAGCUGGAAAAGGGAAACAAGAUCAUCCUGCCACAGUCCGCGCUGGACCGACUGGCACGGCUGAACAUUUCCUGGCCGAUGCUUUUUGAGAUGACAAACGUCGCCACCUCCAGAUCAACCCAUGGAGGUGUUCAAGAAUUCAGUGCAGAGGAGGGCGUUUGCUAUUUCCCAUACUGGAUGAUGCAAAACCUUCUCCUGGAAGUGGGUUCGAGAGUGGAAAUCACCAACACGUCGUUGCCAAAGGGAAGCUUCGUCAAGCUGCAGCCCAUACAUUCCGAUUUCCUUGAAAUCCACAACCCUCGUGCAGUCUUGGAGAAUUCCUUGAGGAAUUUCGCCACGCUGACCGUAGGGGACUGCAUUGUCAUAGACUACAAUCAGAGAAAAUACGAGAUUGAAAUUGCCGAGUGUAAGCCGGCCAAAGCGAUUUCCAUCAUCGAAGCUGACGUAAACGUGGACUUUGCGCCUCCGAAGGAUUACCAGGAGCCCCCACCUCCUUCCGCAGCUGCAGAAAUUGCGGGUGCCUCCUUCGCUACGAAGGUAGAGGAGGCGGACGCUGUGGCUCCAGAGGCAGCAGCCAAGCCCUCCACCACGGAGGCUGUGGCACCUGCACCUGCACCCGCCAAGGAGGCUCAGGCCGUGACGCUCGAAGCGGAUGCGGUGCCUCCAACUGCGGACAUCGUGGACGCAGUGGAAGCACAGGCGGGGGAGUUCUUGAAGCCCGAUGAGCAAGGCAAGGCAGAGGACACAGAGACCGUGACAACCCUGCCAAAAGAGGACUCACCGCUUGGUGGUGAUGCGAAGGAUGUGAAGAUUGAGGGUGAUGCCCUGGCAAGCGCUUGCACGUGCGCUGGUUUCUGGUGA